Arxiozyma heterogenica is the source of this 1995-nucleotide messenger RNA. It is a transcript of the gene PRM1, whose product is annotated as pheromone-regulated protein PRM1. Lineage: Eukaryota; Fungi; Ascomycota; Saccharomycetes; Saccharomycetales; Saccharomycetaceae. Gene Ontology annotation, cellular component: mating projection tip. Bases 1 to 1995 code for a protein of 664 amino acids. The transcript has a single exon. The record is from RefSeq and is a predicted model, not a curated record.
AUGUACAAAUUUAAAUCAUAUUUACAAUUAAAUGAUAAAUUAUCACAGCUCUGGUUAAAUAAAUAUACGAUAAUUUUAUUACUCUCAUUCUUCAAAAUUUUUUUUUUCUAUAUUUCGAUAUGUAAUGAAUUAAACAGCUCAAAACAAUUCAUUAUAUCUCAUUGUAGAACUAUUGAUUUAAUAUAUUACAAUUUUUUAACAAAUACACAUUCCUAUUUGAAUUCAAUAAGUAAUUAUUUAAUUAAAAAGGCAAUGGAAGAAACAAUAAAGUCUAUUCUAACCAUAUUGUCACUUUUAGUAACUGCGAGUGAAGAAUUAGUAACUUUUAUCAUCGAUUUAUAUCUAGGCACCUAUACCUGCUUAUUGGUGAGUACUAUUGAUGGUGCUGUCGAUAUAGCAACAAAUACCACCGAAAAUUUGAUCAGCAUAGUAAACACUACUGUAUCCACUUUCGCCGAUGAUCUAGAAAAUGGAUUAAAUGAUGUUUCGAUUAUAUUGAAUAAAAUAAUUUCGAGCGUCUCUAAGAUAAAAAAUUUUUUCAAAAAUUUAGAUUCAAAUAAUAGUAACAAAGCAAGUGAGGUUACAGAUAACAUUAAAAAAGUAAAUUUAACUAUUAAUUCCUUAAGAAAGCUUUAUAUUUCGCCAUCAAUAAAUGUGAAAUUAAAAGAACUAUCUGCGAAGACACCAGACUUCCACACUGUUAAAAAUGAAACAAAAUCUUUAAUUACAAAACCUUUCCAGAUCAUUAAAAAUGAUAUUGCCUCAAUAAAUGUUUCUAAGGUUAUAGCAAAAAGUAAUAUACAUAGCGUAUAUCAAACGCAUAAAGUAGCUAAAGAUAAUACGUCCUUCAUUGGAAUUUGCUCUUCAAAUACACCAGAUAUUGAAUUUUUUUUUCAGGAACUAAAUAAAAAUUUAAAAACUGUUACAAUUAUUUUAUUGGUAUUGCUAGUAUUUGGUGCAUGUGUGAUGAUGCUACCCGAAGCAUGGAAAGAGAUCAAACAAUGGCAAAAAUUGAAACAUUUUGAAAGGGAUAUAUUUGACAAAUACAACGACAUUCUUAUAAUAAUGAAUGAUAAAAAAGAAUAUGAAACAGAUUCCAAUAAUGAUUUAGACGAUUCCUUUGAUGUAAUUGAAAGUUUUAACAGGUACUUCAAUGUUUGGCAGACAAAAAUUUAUGAUUUUUUGAUCUUUCUAUUUACUUUUAAUAAGAAAAAUUACCCAAUGUCAAAAAGAAAAAAGUUAUCCUGGUUUAUUUCAUAUAUUGUGUCGGAAAGGGCAAUUUUUGUUCUUUCAAUUGGAAUUCUUGGAAUCAUUGUGUCAUGUUUCCAAUUAAUAAUUUUAUGUGUAUUGAAAAGACACAUCAAUAAAAUUGAAUCCUAUGCAACAAAAAAUUUCGUCAACUCAUCAAAUUUAGAUUUUUUAAAGAAAGACCUUACAAUAUGGACCCACAAUACAAAUCAAUAUAUAAACUACACAGAAUCAAAUAUUAAUGAACAAAUAUUUGGAUGGGUGACGACUGGAACAAGUUCUGUUAAUAACACUGUUAAAACAAUGAUUAACGGUAUAGACACAACACUAUCAGAUCUUUUCAAAGGGACUUUACUCUAUAAACCAAUGACUACUGUGGUGAAAUGUGUUAUUGAGGAUAAAUUAUAUUCCAUAGAACAGGCUAUGACAUGGAUCCACAAUAAAGCACAUGUGUCAUUUCCUCAAAUAAAUUCCACAGAGUUGGUUUGGCAACUUAAAACCUUAAUAACACAGAAUAGCACUAUAAGUGUUAACAACAGCAUAGCAUCUGAAAAUACUCACAAUCAAGAGCCACUAGUAAUGAAUAUCUGGAAUGAAAUACAGAUUCUAUUAUCAAGUGUUUUGAAUAGCCUUCAUAAAACAGUAAUUUUGGAAUUAGUUAUUUCCUGCAUCAUAAUCAGUAUGUGGGUUAUUCAAAUUCCAUUAGCCAUUCUCAUAAUGUUGCAGAAACAGACACAGAGGCGUUAA